UUGUGCUCAGGGAUCGUAUCAACUUAGUAUAGGGAAUGAAAACAUGCUUGGACUUGCACAGCCCACGGUGUCUGUGGUACUAUCUGAGGUACUCGAUGCCCUGGAGAAUUUCAUUUGCCAAAGAUGGAUAAAAUUCAAUUAUAACGAGGCUGAAAUGCAACAAGCAAAAUCACAUUUUUAUAGCAAUACCAGAUUUCCUGGGGUAAUCGGUUGUGUUGAUGGUACACACAUCAAAAUUGUGGCUCCCAAAAAGGAGUUGCAGCAUUUAUAUUACAAUAGAAAAGGAUUCUUUAGCAUUAAUGCUAUGAUUGUUUGUGAUCAUACAAUGAACAUACGGUAUAUAAAUGCAAAGAAUCCGGGGGCAACGCAUGAUUCAAUGAUUUUCAACAUGUCAGCAUUGAAAGCAUAUUUAGAACAGCAAGUCGAAAAUGGUCUUCGCAAUACUUGGCUACUUGGAGACGCUGGAUACGCUCUAAAAACAUAUUUGAUGACACCUUUUAGAAAUUCUGAAGAAGGAUCUCCAGAAAGCAGAUAAAAUACACAACAUUCGAGAGCAAGAAAUAUAGUAGAGCGCACUAUUGGAGUGUUGAAAAUAGAUUCAGAUGUUUGUUACAAGCAAGAGCUCUCCACUAUUCUCCAAAA
Bactrocera neohumeralis is the source of this 642-nucleotide messenger RNA. RefSeq names its product putative nuclease HARBI1. The transcript is spliced from 3 exons. NCBI's taxonomy places the organism in Eukaryota, Metazoa, Arthropoda, Insecta, Diptera, Tephritidae. The record is from RefSeq and is a predicted model, not a curated record. Bases 44 to 535 code for a protein of 163 amino acids.